Messenger RNA from Peronospora farinosa, 2721 nucleotides. The record is from the annotation of a GenBank genome assembly. Lineage: Eukaryota; Oomycota; Peronosporomycetes; Peronosporales; Peronosporaceae.
AUGAUGGAUCAAACAGCAUAUGGUCAUCAGUUACUUAUGGAUGAAUUUGGAAUUAGUCCACGAAUUGGAUGGCAAAUUGAUCCAUUUGGUCAUUCAGCUACCCAAGGUUCACUUUUAUCACAAGGUAUAGGCUUUGAUGCUCUAUACUUUGCUCGUAUCGAUUACCAAGACUAUGACAAUCGUAAGAGAAACAAGGAACUUGAAUUUAUCUGGCGUCCAAGUAAAUCACGAGGCAAAAGAUCGCAGGUGUUUACAGGAGAAAUUAUUGAUCAUUAUUGUCCUCCAGAGAAAUUUGAUUUUGGGAAGAAUAAGAAUCAGAUUCAAGACGAUACAGAACUACAUGACUAUGAUGUGUGUGAUGAAGUGGAGCAGUUUGUUAAUAAUGCCAAGAUGCGUGGUGGAUUAUCCAAAGGCAACCACGUUUUUAUCCCCAUGGGUUGUGACUUUCAGUAUGAUAAUUCACGUCGUUGGUUUAAAAAUAUGGACAAAAUUAUUCAUUAUGUAAACCAGGAUGCACGUGUGAAUGUGCUAUACUCGAAUCUCUCAUACUACACGGACAUGAAGCGCGCAGAAGGACUUACGUGGAGCGUCAAAACUGAUGACUUUUUUCCAUAUGGGUCAGCGCAAGAUGACUAUUGGUCAGGCUUUUUUACCAGUCGGCCAACUCUGAAACGUUUUGCUCGAGUGGCCAAUAUACUGUUGCAGCAAGUCCGACAGCUAGAUGCAAUCUACCAGAGUCAUCACUCAAGCACGUUGGUGGCACUGCAGCGUGCUGUGGGUCUUGUGCAACACCAUGAUGGUCUAUCGGGAACGGAAAAGCAAAGUGUUGCUGACGAUUACGCGCUUCGGCUGAAUGACGGGAUCAUUCAGGCCGAAAAAGAGAUGAAUGAGGUGCUUUUUGUGAUCGGUGAGAAGGAGUUGUACCAUUUGUGCUUGCUAGCCAACACGAGCGUGUGUGACGUAUCGACACAGAACACAGAGUUUGAGGUACUGGUGCAUAACGCACUGGCGCGUACGACCGUUCAGACAGUGUCGAUUCCAAUCACGCACAAGUCAGCGGAGGUAAAAGUUCUGUCGGGCAACGCAAGUGUCCGUGCACAAAGUGUGUUUGUAGCUCUGCCGGUUCAUCCUGAGACGCAAGUGGCUCCCUACUCGCUCGUUUUUAGUGCUGAACUGAAGCCUCUAAGCACAACUCGGUUCUUCGUAAAGCAGAAAGGCGUGGACUAUAGCACUGCCAUGAACGAGAACAUUGACGAGCACAAGGAGAGACAUGAAAAUGCUGGAGCUGACGGCCUUGACGAGUAUACUGAGAACGAUGACGUGGUAGUCCUGGAGAACCAGAUGAUGCGAGCAGAGAUCAGCAAAAUGACGGGAUCCAUUACAAAACUAGCCAACAAGAAGAAGAACAUUCAGAUUCCGCUGUCGUUAGAGGUAAGGUACUACCAGGCGUUCCAAGACCACGGUCCGAAAUCUGGCGCGUAUGUGUUCCGUCCGGACUCGAACAAGACGUACCCGGUGACUGUCAAGAGUGAAGCGAUGCCUACCUUGGUAUCAGAUGUAACGAUGAUUGAGCUGCAAACCACGAGUCUCGCCGCUGAUGGUGGCCUCGCCAGUGUGCCGCGCGUGGCUUUCAAGAUCGGCAACUGGGUUACGCUCGAGUACCGCAUGAACGACGAUGACGAGUUCCUGGAGAUCGAGUGGACGGUCGGACCAGUCCCGAUCGACGACAAGAAAGGCAAGGAGGUCAUCGUGCGCUUUGAUGCCGGCAACAGCAUCGCGUCAGCUAGUACGCUGUACACGGACUCGAAUGGCCUCGAGUUCAUGAAACGUGUGCGCAACCACCGCGACACGUGGAAUCUGACUCUGCAUGACAAUCAGGAAGAAGUGGCGGCAAACUACUUCCCGAUCACUACGGGCGCCUAUAUCAAAGACAGCGAGCGCCAGCUGAACGUGGUUACGGACCGCGCGCAAGGAGCGGCGAGUUUGGCAGACGGACAGGUGGAAGUGAUGGUUCAUCGACGCCUGCUUGUGGACGACAAUAAGGGAGUAGACGAACCCUUGAACGAGAAAGAGUCUGUGUACAACACGGCCACGAAGACGUACACUACUAAGGGACUGGUGGUGCGUGGUAACUUUUUCAUCAACGUGGACUCGGCCGAGGACGGAAUGCGCAGCAUUCGGUCAAAGAUGGAGUCGCAGUUCUUCCGUCCGCUGACAGCGUACCGCAAACCCGUUAUGUCCAAAGAGAAGGCGAAGGUGCCGUGGUUGACUGUGGGCGAGUUCCCUCUGAACGUAGGUCUGACAACGGUGCAGGAGUUGUCGAAGCAGUGUCUGAUGGUGCGUCUGUCGCACUUGUAUGCGGUGGACGAGCACUCGAGUCUGUCACAGCCUGUGACGGUGGACUUCUCUUCGUUGUUCUCGGUGAAGAACUCUGUGGUGUCAGAGGUGACGGAACUGGUGCUGACUGGCACGAAAGAGCUGUCGCUCGAGAACAAAGGACGUGCGAUGGAGUGGAAGACGACGGACGAUGCGCACGGUUGGUCUCCUCGGUCUCUUCCUGUGAAGGGUACGUCGGUUGUACUACAGGCGAUCGAGGUGCGUGCGUUCCGUGUGUGCUUUGCUAAGGAUGCGAGUAUGAUGGAAGAUACCGCUAUCGAUAACGAUGAUGACUUGUUUGGUACUGCACUGCAAGAUUUGGCGGAGAUCAUUGCCAUUGAGUAA